CGAUGUCAUAAUCGACCACAUUGGUGUUGGGCAUCGAUUUGCGAUAUUUAUCGAAAACCAAUUACCAAACCCAACAUCGAUGAUCAUCGAACAUCCCUAAUGGUAUUUUUAGUAAAAAAUUUUUACUCAUUUCUUUAUGAAUAAAUUAUUAACCUUGAAAACACCUAUAAUUAUUACAAUUAAAGCCUUGAUUAUAAUUAAAUUUAUGUUUUAAUAAAAAAAUUUAAAAACGUGAUAUGGUGCCUAAUGCAUAAUUCUAAUUUAAAUUGAUAAACACUCAUGAAGCCUCCAGUUGAGCCAAGUAAAGAAGAUUGUUGUAAUGGUGGAUGUAAUCCUUGUAUUUAUGAUGUUUAUGAGAAGCAAUUGAAACUGUAUGAAAAAUAUAAAAAUAGUCAUCAUGUGCCUACAGACCUUAAGUCAAAUGGAAUCUUGCAAGGUGAAUACACAUCAUUUGUAGUAACUAAUGUAUUAAACUUAUGCAACUUGCAUAAACUGGUAAAAUUUAAAAAAAAGGAUAGUGGUGAGAGAGUAUUUUGGAAAGUAGGGGAACAUUUUUAUAUUUUAUUUAAAAAAGACAGCAACAAAUGUUCUCGUGCCUAUACACCUAUAAAAUCUGAAGAUGACUGUGAUUUUGAAAUUAUUGUGAAGGUAUAUGAAAAUGGCUUAGUCUCAAAUUAUUUAUAUAACUUAGUCAUAGGAGAUACUACUUUGUGGAGGGGGCCAUAUGGAGGUUAUGAAGUUACACCAAAUAAAUUUAAUAAUAUUAUUUUAAUUGCUCAAGGAACAGGUAUUAUACCAUUUAUCUCAAUUACUCAAGAAAUUUUAAAUAAUGAAGAUGAUAUGACUAAAAUAUUAUUGUAUUAUUGCACCCAUUCUAUAGAUACUAUUUUAUAUAGAGAAGAGUUGUAUUGCAAGAAGUCAUUUUGGAAUUUUUCAUACAAAGUUUAUCUAAGUUCAACUUCAAAUUAUAUAGUUAAAUAUGAGGAGCCAAUCUUAGAAAGGAAAUUAAAUGUUGGAGAUAUAGAAUUAUUAAAACCAGCUGUUGACAAUCAAUAUGUAAUAUGUGGAUCAAAUGAAUUCAUGAGCGUUUAUAAAAAAUUCCUUGUAACAAAUGAAAUUUCUUCACAAAAUAUAGUAUUGCUUUAGGUUCUGUAUAUUUUAAAUGAAAAUAAAGUGUUGGUCUUUACAUUUUCAUAUUUA
Messenger RNA from Pieris rapae (cabbage white), 1200 nucleotides. RefSeq names its product NADH-cytochrome b5 reductase-like. Lineage: Eukaryota; Metazoa; Arthropoda; Insecta; Lepidoptera; Pieridae. Bases 280 to 1146 code for a protein of 288 amino acids. The record is from RefSeq and is a predicted model, not a curated record. Gene Ontology annotation, molecular function: oxidoreductase activity. The transcript has a single exon.